AACUACAAUUAUUUCUAAUUAUUAUAUAAUUUACAAUAUUUAAUAACAAUUUUUAUUAAUUAAUUGAAUUAAAAUUAUUUAAAAAUCAACCAAACCGAAUGUUGACUUCGGUUUGACCAUGGUCAAACCGAAAAUUGACUUUGGUUGAGCCAUGGUCAAACCGAAGUCAACAUUCGGUUGAGCCAUGGUCAAACCGAAGACUUCGGUUUGACCAUGGCUCAACCGAAGUCUUCGGUCGGUGACUGCGAGUGGCUUACCUUCUUCUCCGGCGAGCACGGAUGGCAGGCGAGAGGAGGGCUGACGGCGACGGCGACGGCGAGUGCGUGGCGGUGUGGGACGGCAGGCGAGAGGAGGGCUGACGGCGACGGCGACGGCGAGUGCGUGGCGGCGUGGGACGGCAGGCCACUAGAGGAAGGCUGCGACGGCGCACGACGAGGACUGACGGCGACGGGGGAAGGGCGAGGUGGGCCGGCGGGUGACUGACGGCGACGACCCGCCGUGGUAUCUCUGCGGCUGGGCGACGGGGGAGGUCGGCGGCUGUUGGUGGACGGGGGAAGGGAAGUGAUGCGAAGUGGAGGAAGGGAGUGUUUGGCUAGGGUUUGUGUUUUAAUUUUAAAAAGGGUAAUUAAGUAAUUUACGUAUUAAGUUAGGACGACGAUUAGUAAUUUUUAGGACGACCUUUAACUAAAAAGGUAUGAAUAAUAUUUUUUUUGGCAAGCAAAACACUCAAUUACACGCCCAAAAAAAACAGAGGAUAACAUAAUUAAUAAUGAUUAGUAGUAUAAGUAUUUAACGAACUCCAACUGGUUUUUUACCCUGAUUGACUCGGGCCGUAAAUGGGAAUUACGUUGUUAAAAGUUAAACCGUACUGUACCGUGCAACGCUGUCGUAUUAUUUUGGAGCUAUUAGAAUUGCGUUGUUAAAAGUUAAACCGUACCGUGCUGACAAGCCUCAUCUCACAUUGGUUUAUCUAACAGAGCGUCACAUGUCAUAUGGUUUUAGUACAAUUUUGGGGAUGUGGUUUUAACAUUAAGUAUCAUUGUAUCAUGGUGUGAAUUUAUAUAUAAAAAUUUCGAAAGGAUCGAGGGUAUUUUGUUAAAUUAUGUUAUGAUAACAAAAUAUUGAUCUUUUAAAGAAUAAAAGCUAGGUACGAUUGUAUGAACUUUUUAUCAAAUUGUACAAAAAUAAAAUGCGUGCAAUGAUAUACCGUGAAUACAGGGAUGGCAAUGAAACCCGAACUCUCGAGAUAUUUUACUCUUGUUUGGGAAUGCAAUAUUAGGCACUUGCCUACGCAUAAGGCAAGGCUGAAAACCCCUGUCUAAGAUGUGCAAAACGGUGUUCAAAGCUCUUUAAAGGUGUAAGGUCAUGUCUAGACGUGCAAGCCCAUAUUUAGGCAUAAUGAGACGAUACUAAAGCGAAGAUGGUCAGAUUCUGAGUAAAUAAAAAUUAAAACUCACACAAAAUGAGGGGAGAAAAAGACACGGUAGCAUAAAGAUUCAAUCUAUCUUAUACUCUCUCUCUAGUUGUUCACGUUACGUUAGAAACAACAAGACGAAACAAAAAUAACCAUGUUUUGGAUUAGAUUGAUGAAUGACAUGGUGUAUCAUGAGUGUUUUGGAUACAAUAGGAGCCAUUAAACAAUUUGACAUUCAUAGGAGUGCAAUGGUGGGAGUUUUUCAUGACGAAUAACUCGAGUUUCAAGAGGAAGAGAAGACGAUGGGGCAGAUAUUGCUUUCGAGGACAAUGAAAAUGGCAUGGUGGUUGGGUUAACCUAUUUAAAUGAUUAAUGAUGUUAUCGUUGAGUGUGUUCUACUUUCAAUGAACUUUUAAUUCUAUGAAAAUCCGAGAUAUUUUGCUGGUUAUAAAGGGUUAAACAAGUCAUUAAUCAUUUGAAUCAAUGUGAUUAACGGUUAAAAAAUUGUUAUUUCGCUUCAAGCACCUAGACGAUAGGCAAUGGUCAUGCACAUGCCUUGCAUCUAAACCUUAUUCAACACUUGUUCUACUUGUUAUGUCAGUCAAUAUAAGUGAAACUGUUUAGAAUCGAUUACAAAUACUAUAUUUUGAAAGUGUUUGUAAGGGUGCGACUUACUUGUACAUGGUUGGGUAGUCCCCGAACCGAAGUUUGCCUCAUACCCUCCUUGAAGUAUAUCGUCGCAAACUUCAAUUAUUCAUGAUUAUAAGUUUAUAACCCAUCUUUAAACCCUUACAUCUAAUAAUUUCUCGCUUUUCCCACCCCCUCUGUCCAAACGGAAUGGAAAUCGACAAUGCAAGAAAGGUUACAACACACAAAUUUACGUGGUUCACACAAGAUGUGCUAGCUAAUCCAUAUACACGAGAGACCAGUUUUACUAUACUUCAGGUUAUACAUAUUACAAAGUAAUUUAUAAGAUAUAUAUAACACAUUCUCCAGAUAGUCUAAUCCUAAUUCAAUCUAAAAAAACAAAAGGUUAUAAAUAAUACCCCGUGAC
Molecule: messenger RNA, 2468 nt
Organism: Linum trigynum
Lineage: Eukaryota; Viridiplantae; Streptophyta; Magnoliopsida; Malpighiales; Linaceae
Source: the annotation of a GenBank genome assembly